AUGCCAAUUCCUCACCUCUACUCCAAUCUCGCACGUCAAGGACUUGCGAAAUCCAUCACCCACGGUUACGCCCAAUCCGUCGUUGCGGCCACCCACCCCCAGUCCUACGCCACCUCCAAUCGCUCGCGCUUCUCCCUACAUCGUCGCGCCAGCAAGGUCGGCACCCGCCAGUACCAUUUCCAAAAUGCCUUUCACAACAGCAGCCAGCCGAGCACGAUAGUGCAGGAGACCCGACAGGAGGCAAAACCGGAAGUUCUCAAGACAGAUGGGGGUUUAGACGCCUACUUCGAGGCGUGGAAGCGCCAUCAUGCUGCAGGCGAGCCGGAGGAGGAAUGGACGCAGUUCCAGUUUACGAAGCGGAUUGAGUGGGAGCCGUUGAGUGAGGUGGAGGCGGAGGCCAACAGCAGUGCCGAGGUUGCAUUGAGGCCGAUUGAGAGGUCGCACAGCGCGAGUGCGUUGGAUGGCGUGAAGAGGGUGGAAUUAGGGGCCGAGGAGGAAGCCGCUCUUGCGGAGAUUGAUGCUGCCAUUGCAAAGGAGAUCAAGUCUCGAAAUGAGCAGGCAAUUUUUGAGGCCGAGUUGAGCGUUGUCGCGGCUCGCGUGCCUACGCCUCCUGUCUCCGAUAUUCAGUCUCCGGCCGUCUCCGCGGCCGAGUCGAACCUCAAGACGCCCACGAGCUCAUUCACCACCCUUAGCACCGCAUCGGACUUGCAGUCUCAAAGUUAUGCUGAUCACCUGACCAAGCUCUCUGAGGCCGGCCGAUAUGCGGAAAUCCCGGCGGUUUUCGAGGCGAUGCUGGUUGCUGGCACCCAGCCUACCGCAGCCGCAUACAAUGCUCUCCUAGAUGCCGCCAUCCAUCUCCCGUCAGAGAGGAUCCAGGUUGUUCCAAAGGCCCUGGAUGUCUACUCAGACAUGCUCAGGCGCAAGGUCUUGCCAAACACCUCGACCUACAAAACCCUGAUCAACUUGCUUUCUUCCCGAUCCAUCGAGGUUUCCUCGCUGAAACAGUCCUUGGAGGAGAAGCGUGUGCGCUUUGGUGGCAUGGAGGCCCCCGGCAAAUUCAUGUUCCCAUCAAACGAAGUUGAAUUUGCUAUUCUUGCUGAGGACGAUAGACUUGAUCUGGCCAUCAGAUUAUUUGAUGCUUCGAUUGUCUACCGCAAGGAUCGGUCAUAUCCACCUGAGACCUACCAUUCACUCAUCCAGGCAUGUUCGGCUGCUGGCAGAGUACCGGACAUGAUCCGACUGUAUGAGCAUAUGGAGUCGAGCCAGAUUGCCCCAUUGGCGGCUACUUUCCCCCCAAUGAUCAAAGGUUUCACGCAAACCGGAGAUCUUAGCAGCGCUGUCGAGUGUUACAAUGAAUACAAGCAGCUGGCUAUAGCACAUGACAAGGGCGAUGUUGAAUUGAGAGACCGCCAGGACGGACCAGUUUAUGCUGCUGUCAUCAGAGCUUAUAUUACAUCUGACAGACUGGAAGGUGCCUCGAAAUUCUACAAGAAGAUCAUUGACUCUUACGGAUCCAACGUCACACCCAUCAAGGACUCCAUUAUCCAUGGAGGCUUUGUGCAGGGCAUGCUUGAACGUAGCAUGCUAACGGAGGCCCUUGAAUGGGCUGAGAGUCUCAGCGACUCUGCGAAGCCUGCUGCAAUGAGCAAGAUCGCGACGGCGGCUGCGGACAAGGGCAACAAGGCGAUUGCCAUUACAGCAUUCGCUAAUAUCCCCUCAAACUUCCAGGAUGUUACAACUCCUGCUAUGGCCAUGCUUGCUCUUAGCGUUCGUGCUGGCGAUGUUGCCGCAGCUCAACGGUACUGGCAUAUCUUGUCCCAUCCCGAGAGGAAUGUGCCCGCCUCAUUCAUUGAGCCAGCGGUCAUGUACGCCAUCGCCAUGAUUGGCUCCGGACAGGUCGCCGAGGGUCUAUCGCAGUCGGAGCAGAUGUUUGCUCGCAUUCGGUUGUCCGGCGUUGAUAUUACUACUAGCGUGCAUGAUGAGAUCGAAGAGGGUGCUGAGCUAAUCAAUAAGUUCAUGACCACCCGUGGCAUCACAGAUAAUCGUGGAGCCGUUGCAGAUACACCCAUCUUCCAACAAAGCUUCACACCUACGCCAUACCGACCUGCACCCGCUUAUGAAGACAGCUUCGAUCCAUAUGCUGCUUCAACCGAUUUCAAAGGCUCUGCACUCAUUGCAGACGAGCUAGAGCGAGGCAACAAUGGUCGUGUCAAGGGCUCACGGUUGAACGAGGCGCUGGGUCGAUUCAAGAACAUUCGCCGGGCUGGUCGUCAUCCACGUUAUAUCACAUACGCCAAGCUCAUUUCCGCUGCUGCACGUGAGGAACGGAUGAACCUGGUCCAUGAAAUCCUCAGCAUGGCUCGAUCUGAUAUUCCUCUGCUUCAGCAAUACUCGAGUGUUCGUUAUGGCUGGGCCUCGAUACUUGAUGCCAUGGUUGGAGCCUGCCUAACCCUCGGUAACCGCACUCUUGCCGCUCAAUAUCACCAAGAGCUUCUGGAUAUGGGCGCUGCUCCAACUGCCAACACCUUCGGACUGUAUAUCACCACACUGAAGGAGUCGACCAAGACCUUCGACGAAGCCACCGAGGCUGUGAAGAUCUUCCAUCGCGCCAAGGCUGAAGGUGUCGAGCCAUCUUCCUUCCUCUACAACGCCCUCAUUGGCAAGCUUGGAAAGGCUCGCCGCAUUGACGACUGCCUCUUCUACUUCGCUGAGAUGCGCAGCCUUGGUAUCCGACCUACUAGCGUUACGUACGGAACCAUUGUCAACGCUCUUUGCCGAGUUAGCGAUGAGAAGUUCGCCGAGGAACUGUUUGAAGAGAUGGAGUCGAUGCCAAACUACAAGGCUCGUGCUGCUCCGUACAACAGCCUGAUGCAGUUCUUCCUUACUACAAAGCGUGACAAGAGCAAGGUCCUCGCAUACUAUGAGCGAAUGAAGAGCAAGGGCAUCCAGCCAACCAACCACACCUACAAGCUUCUCGUGGAUACCCAUGCCACCCUCGAGCCUGUCAACAUGCCAGCUGCUGAGGCCGUCCUGGAUGUCAUCCGCAGCACCGGUCAAAAGCCCGAGGCUGUCCAUUACUCGUCAUUGAUCCACGCCAAGGGCUGCGUUCUUCACGAUAUGGAGGGUGCCAACGCUGUGUUCGAUUCGGUCAUGGCCGACAACUCAAUCCGUCCCCAAGCCUGCCUCUACCAAGCACUCUUCGAAUCCAUGGUUGCCAACCACCGCGUCACGGAUACCGAGCCAAUCCUCCAGAAGAUGUCUUCGCGAGGUGUAGCAAUGACACCAUACAUCGCCAACACUCUCAUCCACGGCUGGGCCAACGCAAAGGACAUCAACAAGAGCAAAUCCAUCUUCCAAUCCGUCGGUCGUGAGAAGCGCGAGCCAAGCACAUACGAGGCUAUGACCCGCGCCUACCUCGCCGUCGAAGACCGAUCCGGCGCCAAGGCCAUCGUCCAGGAGAUGCUCAGCCGCGGCUAUCCCGGAGCCGUCUCCAACAAAAUCCUCGAAUUACUCGGCGGUGGCGGCAAUGCCGAGACAGCAGCCAUCUAA
This is a messenger RNA of Venustampulla echinocandica, 3549 nucleotides long. RefSeq lists its product as uncharacterized. The transcript has a single exon. NCBI's taxonomy places the organism in Eukaryota, Fungi, Ascomycota, Leotiomycetes, Helotiales, Pleuroascaceae. Bases 1 to 3549 code for a protein of 1182 amino acids. Gene Ontology annotation, molecular function: protein binding. The record is from RefSeq and is a predicted model, not a curated record.